UUGAAGUUAAAUUCAACACUCUGUCCAUAGUCCAAAAUGCCUAGAGAACGACGUGCGAACAUCGGCCGCCGCACAAGACAUGCAAGCCAGCAACAAGUCUAUUCAAGGAACUUAAGAGAAGAAAGACAAAAUAUAAUAAGAGAAAAUGACCGAUUGAGACAUCGCGUGAGCACACGAAGAUCAUUGGCAUCAUACAAUCGCUUGGCAUUCCAAUAUGAUCCCACUGCGAACUACAGUGAUGAUGAAAAUUUGGAUAUUGGACGAAUGACGACUAUAUGCCGAUAUUGCAAUGCGUUAAAGUUCAAAAGAGAAACGGUUGGAUUGUGCUGCGCAAGUGGAAAAGUCAAACUGGAUCCAUUACUUACACCACCACAGCCACUGAAAACAUUGUUUGAUGGAAGUGAUCCCGAUUCCAGCCAUUUUCUUCAACACAUCCUUGAAUACAAUAACUGCUUUCGCAUGACUUCCUUUGGAGCUAAUAUCAUUCGAGAAGGCGGCUUCAUGCCGACUUGCAAGAUACAAGGUCAAAUAUAUCAUUUGCAUGGUUCAAUGGUGCCAACCACACCAGAUGAACCGCAUCAAUUUCUGCAAAUAUAUUUCAUUUCGUCGAUGGUGGAUCAGCUGAACGUGCGGUGCAAUAUACAGGGAGCACAACAGUUAAAGAGACGAAUUAUUGAACAGUUGCAAGCAUUUUUUCACGGUAAUAAUGCUGUGGUUAAUAUGUUCAAAACAGCAUUGGAACGAAUGCCAUCGGAUACGCACAAAUUUGUCAUAAGAGCGGAUUGUACUCCAACAGGUGAACAUGUGCGAAGAUUCAAUGCACCCACCGUUAAUGAUGUUGCUGCAAUUAUUGUUGGCGAUCCAACUAAAUCACGAGACAUUGUCGUUCAGCGAAGAAGCAAUAUCAUGCAUCGUGUAAACGAGACACAUCGUUUGUACGAUGCGUUACAAUAUCCAAUCAUUUAUUGGCAAGGGCAAGACGGAUACGACAUCACGUUGAAGAUGGUCGAUCCAAUUACAGGAGUAUCAACGAAUAAUAAAAAUCUAAGCGCAAUGAAUUACUAUGCGUAUCGUAUGAUGAUUCGUACACAUGAGGAGAAUGUCAUUCUGAAGUGCGGUCGGCUAUUCCAGCAAUUCGCUGUCGACAUGUAUGUCAAAGUCGAGACCGAACGUUUAGCGUUCAUCAGAUUCAAUCAGCCAAAGCUACGAUCUGAGGACUAUAUACACUUGCGUGAUGCUAUUCAUUCAGAUGGUGAUGUUCAGAAUAUUGGACGACUGACGGUUCUCCCAUCAACUUAUAUCGGAAGCCCACGCCACAUGCACGAAUACGCUCAAGACGCUAUGACGUACGUGCGAAAUUAUGGAACUCCGGAUUUAUUUAUUACGGUCACAUGCAAUCCGAAGUGGACGGAAAUUGAACGCGAGUUGGAACCUGGUCAAAAACCGCAAGAUCGCCAUGACAUAAUCAAAUUUUUUUUCUUUAUCUUUAAAUCACCAAACGAAAUGUUACAUAAAACGAAUCUGGUGGCGAAACGGAGUUCGCCGGGUCUGCUAAAAGCUAUGUUGUACAAUAAGAUUAAGAUAAUGCAUUUUCCUGGAAAUCCACAGUCAUCACAAUGA
Messenger RNA from Metopolophium dirhodum (rose-grain aphid), 1620 nucleotides. RefSeq lists its product as uncharacterized. The coding region runs from base 37 to 1620 and encodes 527 amino acids. NCBI's taxonomy places the organism in Eukaryota, Metazoa, Arthropoda, Insecta, Hemiptera, Aphididae. The transcript is spliced from 4 exons. The record is from RefSeq and is a predicted model, not a curated record.